UUUGAGCGUUUGUUUUGUCGAGUGAUGCAGUGUAGCAGGCCGCGCCUUGUAAUCCAAGCAUAAACCUUCGGAGAUAAAAUUUGAUGCUGGGACCCUCCUUCUUAGUACACAUCGAUUAAUUUGGAGAGAUCAGAGAAAUCAUGAAUGCUGCAUGGCUAUUCCUCUUUCUCAAAUUGUGUUCAUUGAAGAACAGGCGGCUGGAAUUGGGAAAAGUGCUAAAAUAGUGGUUCAUCUUCACCCAGCUCCUCCUAACAAAGAGCUUGGUCCAUUACAGAGUAGUAAGAACUCCUACAUCAAACUCUCCUUCAAAGAACAUGGCCAGAUUGAGUUUUAUAGGCGUUUAUCAGAGGAAAUGACACAGAGAAGAUGGGAGAAUAUGCCAGUUUCCCAGUCAUUCCAAACAAAUAGAGGACCACAGCCAGGAAGAAUAAGGGCUGUAGGAAUUGUAGGUAUUGAAAGGAAACUGGAAGAAAAAAGAAAAGAAACUGACAAAAACAUUUCUGAGGCCUUUGAAGACCUCAGCAAGCUAAUGGUCAAGGCUAAAGAAAUGGUGGAGUUAUCAAAAUCAAUUGCUAAUAAGAUUAAAGACAAGCAAGGUGACAUCACAGAAGAUGAGACCAUCAGGUUUAAAUCCUAUUUGCUGAGCAUGGGAAUAGCUAACCCAGUUACCAGGGAAACCUACGGCUCAGGCACACAGUACCACAUGCAGCUGGCUAAACAGCUGGCUGGAAUAUUGCAGGCACCUUUAGAGGAACGAGGGGGUAUAAUGUCACUCACGGAGGUGUACUGUUUAGUAAACCGAGCUCGAGGAAUGGAAUUGCUCUCACCAGAAGAUUUAGUGAAUGCAUGCAAGAUGCUGGAAGCUCUGAAAUUACCUCUCAGGCUCCGAGUUUUUGACAGUGGCGUCAUGGUAAUUGAGCUUCUGUCCCACAAGGAAGAGGAAAUGGUGGCCUCAGCCUUGGAGACAGUUUCAGAAAAGGGAUCCCUAACAUCAGAAGAGUUUGCCAAGCUUGUGGGAAUGUCUGUCUUGCUGGCUAAAGAAAGGUUGCUUCUUGCAGAGAAGAUGGGCCAUCUUUGCCGAGACGACUCAGUGGAAGGCUUGCGGUUUUACCCAAAUUUAUUUAUGACACAGAGCUAAGGGUUUUUUGUAUUUGAAAUACUUCUUAUCCAUGUACUUGCAUCAUGUAGAGGAUGUAUGAUACUGAGCUAAGGGUAAACUCUGAUAAACAGGAUUCACUGGAACUGUAAAACCCUUUUAAUUUCUUCCUAAUAUUAUGGGGUAGGAAGUUGAUUUAGGACGAAUAUAGGAAAAUACAGAAAAAUGAAUGCCAAUGGGAAUUUAAAAUCAUGCUACAGUUAUAUAGAACCCUCAUAGUUUAACUUGAAAUAUAGUGGAUUUUAACUUGAUCAUCAAAUCUAACCAUUUUUAAGAAAGGGAUUUAGUUCAUGGGAGAAGAAAAAGAGAAGCUGCAUGUUUAGACAGGUUAAUUUGUUAUUUUGGUGUGACUAAAAGUCACUGAAUUAUAAAUAAGUGAAGUUUUUGUCCAGUCUGGGGGGUUUUUAUGAAGCAAGUCCUACAUUCAGUGUAGUUUAAGAACCUGACAACAUUGGAACAAAAUAUCAAACUGCGGCGUGCCAUAGGAGGCUCCUUCUAAGGGCUUUUAUUAGAAACAGUCAUAACAUGUCUUCAACAGACAAAGCACCUUAAAAAAGGAGAGAAUUGUAUCUGACUCACAUAUAUAUUACCUGACUAGUUUUUUUUUUUAAGUGAUGAUUUCAUGCCUGACAUUUAAAGUAUGCAACUAUGUCAUUUUGUUUAAAAAAUGCUGUGGAUCUUGAAACUGAAUUAAAGAGCUGUACAGACAUGCCCAGAGAUAUGAUUACAAAUCUGGGUAGUAGAUGGCUCAGGAACAUAAAAGUGGAAAAAUAA
Molecule: messenger RNA, 1930 nt
Organism: Myotis brandtii (Brandt's bat)
Lineage: Eukaryota; Metazoa; Chordata; Mammalia; Chiroptera; Vespertilionidae
Gene: VPS36
Product: vacuolar protein sorting 36 homolog (S. cerevisiae)
Exons: 14
Coding region: 152-1138 (328 amino acids)
Biological process (GO): protein transport to vacuole involved in ubiquitin-dependent protein catabolic process via the multivesicular body sorting pathway
Cellular component (GO): ESCRT II complex; late endosome membrane
Molecular function (GO): ubiquitin binding; phosphatidylinositol-3-phosphate binding
Source: RefSeq, a predicted model, not a curated record